CAGUCAGUUCCGUGCCCGUUAUAUUGUCUUGCGCUUUGAAAAUCCAAAAGAAUGGUUACACAAAAAAUCAUUCAAGAUAUACACAAGUGCUAUUGAAUCUUUGGAUGGAGAAAUGUGUAAUGAAGAUCUUGGAAUGAGAGAUGGAAGUAUUCAAAAUGAUCAAAUGUUUGCUUCACCAUUCUCAAAACGCAACAAACCGUUCAAAGCAAGGCCUUCCUCUACUGGUUGGUGCAUUGACAAAACGAUGGAUGCAAAUCCUUGGAUAAUGGUUGAUAUGAAAUCAAAAACAAAAAUUGAAGGGUUGACUUUGUUCCUCAUGAAAGAAGAUGUACAUAGAACUCUUUCUAAUUUGGAGUCAAUUCAUCUCUUAUAUGGAAAUCAGUCGGAUAAUUUAAGCGUGUCUGACUUAAAGUUUACAACUGAUGUCGACAAAUUUACGUCUGAACUUCACCAAUCAUUUUUUCUUCAAAAUGCAGUUACAGCUCGUUUUAUAAAGCUACGAUUAAAUGGAAGUCUUGGGUUAGAUCAAUCAUGUCUACGAUUUGAAAUCCAUGGAUGUAAACUAUCAGGAAUAUCAUUGUCUCAAGAAUGUGCCCUCAAGGACAAUAUUAUACGCAUUGAAGGGAUAGCUGGUGUUCAAGAUUCACAAGAAGAUAAUAAUUACCACAGUUAUACGGAUUCAAACAUUAAUAUUGAAGGUGACUACACAGAUGAUGAUGAUGAUGAUGAUGAUGAUGAUGAUGAUGAUCACAAUUAUGCUUCAUCAGGUCAUGCUGAGAGUUCCAAAAGUGAUAGUUUGUUUAUAGAUUAUGAGUUCGAGUCAAAUAAUAGAGAGUACGAUGCUAAAUCAGAAAUUAUGGAUACAGAAAUAAAAGCAGCACAAAGUAACACAGAUUUUAAAACUGACACGUGUAUUUGGGAUUCAACAGAACUCUUUCCUAGUUUUAAAAGUGGUAGGAUGAUUACAACGAACGCACUGUUUGUCGAAAAGCCUUCAGUGAUAAUGUCUAUUGGCUAUCCUUUUCUGACAGGAAGUGGAUACAGUUAUACAUGGAUAAUAGAUUUUAAACAUGAUAACUAUGUGAGACUUAUCUUCACAAAUGUCACGUUAAACCAAAUAACGCAAGAUAAUGAUAAUGAUUGUGAAGAUACGCUUGUAAUAGGGACAGACUUACAAGAGCGAUUGAAGGGCGGUCAGAUAAAUACAAAUUUUAACAAAAGAAUAUUUAUUAUUGAAACUAAUAGGACUCUUGUUCUAGUCACCUUUCAGUCGUGCUUUAAUACAUUUAGGGGAAGUUCAUUUCGUGCAGUUGUUAAUGAAGAAGAUAUUCCAGCGUGUUUGUCCAUCGCGUCAAGUGUAGAUUGGAGCCAGGGCAGGAAUGAAGCGUGCACAAAUCCAGAAAUGAUACUUACGUCAAUGUCGAUUUUGAAUAUUCCAUUUGAAAAUUUUGAAGAAAGAUUCAGAAUUCAAGCUCGCAGUCAUCACAGAAUCCAGAUUGAAUUCAUAGACUUUUAUAUUGUCUGUCCAAUAAGAACAUCGGAAAUUCGCUCAAAAUUCGCAAUAAUUGAAGGAAAUGUUAAGAAAGAAUACUGCAACGCAAAUAAACCUCCGAAGAUCGUCUACUCGGAGGAAAAUUAUAUUCAUAUUGUGUUUCGGAGAUAUGAUGAAUCCAGAAAGAAGUUUUUAGGACGGGAAGGUUUUAGGCUGCAAUACAGGACAAAAAGUUUUACGUUAGAAAAAUGGACGGAUACAGUAACUUUCCUGUAUGCAAAUGUCAUUUCUCUGCAAAAAUCGAUGAGGGCUACACAAGUUCGUUCGAAGAAAUUCAGAAAGUGCUACACUGUAUUUAAAUCAUCAAUAUCUUGGUAUGACGCAAGAUCUGCCUGCUGGUCACGGAAUGAGCAUCUUAUCACAAUACAAUCACAAAAAGAAUUGAAAUAUAUAAAUUACCUUCUUCGAGAACAAAGAUACGACGAUCAAAGAAAUGACAUAUAUGAUUCAAAACAUUUAAGUUUCAAGGCACACAUAGGGUUAUUGCGGAGCAUUGAUACGGAUAAAAAGAAUAGAUUUUAUUGGGUAAACAGUCAUGAAGUCACUUUUAUUGCAUGGGCAGUUGGUCAGCCAUCAGCUGGAGACUGCACUCGGACAAACUUCCGGUCAUUUAAUACGGACAGAACAUGGGAGACAGAAGAUUGUAAAAAUGAACUUGCAGACUAUUUCAUCUGCCAGACUGAAGAAGAAAAAGGAAAAUUAAACGUUUUUAACCAAGGAAUGUGCAACUCGUUGUCAAAGAAAAACAAAAAUGAAAUCAAUUACUCCUACUCUGGAAAGGCUUGUCAAAGAUGGAGUAAUUUAACAGAAAAUAGUCAUUUGGUAGUUGAUAAAGACAGGGAUUUAUUUAACAUAAAUUCUGAUUUAUGUGAAGACCCCUCUGACUCUGGAAUAUUUGGUUGCAAUGUGAAUAACACUGUGAUAUCGUGGGAACCAUGCUUCUUCUCACAAUCCGAUCCCGUGUCUGUCAUAACAGAGAGUUUUGGUGACCAUUUUUCAUGCAACUCUACGGGACGCCAUAUACCACUGGUGAAUAAAUGUGAUAAAACGUUCCAUUGUGAAGACAAAACCGACGAAAUGAAUUGCACUAUAAACAAACAUGACCUUGUGCAAGACGUUGAAUUGUUUCCGACAAAUUUUCCUGUGAGACUUGAAGAAGGAUCCUAUUUCAAAUGUGGAAGUAAGGAAUGGAUUUCCAUAGCUGCAAAAUGUGAUGCUGUAAUAGACUGUUUAGAUGCAUCUGAUGAAAUUGAUUGUUUGCGAAAAAAUGCAGGAUGCAACAAAAACGAAUUUGCUUGUGCUGAUGGAAGCUGUAUAAAAUUAGGUCAAGUCUGCGAUUUUAAACCAGAUUGCACUUAUGCAGAGGAUGAAUUCUGUGAGCUUCGAAAUUGUGGACUGAAUGAAUAUGUAUGCGAUAACAAGCAAUGUAUUCCUUACAACAAGAGUUGCGAUGCAGUCCCGCACUGUCUAGAUGGUAGCGACGAAAUAAAAUGUGCGUCUUGUAGAGACUCUUUCCAUUGCGAUGUUGACAGAUGUAUAAAUAAUAUACUGGUUUGUGACAAAGUGCGUGACUGUCAAGACGGUAGUGAUGAAAGUGAUUGUACGGAUAACAACGUUUUAACAUGCGGGGAUUUGUGGGAAAUAGGUUAUCAUGAGUCGGGUCAAUACCUUAUAGACGGUAUAAAUGUGUACUGUGACUAUAGAUUAACAGGAGAGGCAUCUAGAUCAAUCACAAUGGAAAUCAGAAAUUUAGAUUGGGAUCCCAAAUUUGCUGUUAUACAAACCUUAUCUUCCAGGGAAAAGUUUCCGUUGGAUUUAACUUUACGGGGUUUAUUUCACGAUUUGGUUUUUAGGAACAACAGUUGUUGCACGAUUGAUGUCAAAAGUACAUGUCACCUAUCAGAAUACGCUGCAUCAAUUUACGACUUGAAAUAUAAGCAAUCUACUAAUAUAACUUGUCAAUGCUCACUCAAGACAUUUAUGUUAGCCAACAUUGCAUAUCAUCCCAGUGGUUCUCUUCCACUCCAAAAAGAUUUCGGGUAA
Messenger RNA from Ruditapes philippinarum (Manila clam), 3595 nucleotides. RefSeq lists its product as uncharacterized. Gene Ontology annotation, molecular function: protein binding. Bases 113 to 3595 code for a protein of 1160 amino acids. The record is from RefSeq and is a predicted model, not a curated record. The transcript has 21 exons. Lineage: Eukaryota; Metazoa; Mollusca; Bivalvia; Venerida; Veneridae. Gene Ontology annotation, cellular component: plasma membrane.